CGGUGCCCUUCCCCCCCAGCCACCGGCUCACGGCCAAAGAGGUGUUCGAUGGCGAGGGGAAGCCCAAGGUGGACGUGCUGAAGGGGCACCUCACCAAGGAGGGGCGCGUGGAGGAGAGUGUGGCCCUGAGGCUCAUCGCAGAGGGCGCCGCCAUCCUGCGCGCCGAGAAGAACCUUCUGGACAUCGAGGCGCCCGUCACAGUGUGCGGGGACAUCCACGGGCAGUUCUUCGACCUGAUGAAGCUGUUCGAGGUGGGCGGGUCGCCGGCCUCCACGCGUUACCUGUUCCUCGGCGACUACGUGGACCGCGGCUACUUCAGUAUUGAGUGUGUGCUGUACCUCUGGGCUCUGAAGAUCCUCUACCCCAAAACACUGUUUCUGCUGCGUGGGAACCACGAAUGUCGACACUUAACAGAGUAUUUCACGUUUAAGCAGGAAUGUAGAAUAAAGUAUUCAGAGCGGGUGUACGACGCCUGCAUGGACGCCUUCGACUGCCUGCCGCUGGCCGCGCUCAUGAACCAGCAGUUUCUGUGCGUGCACGGCGGCCUGUCACCGGAGAUCACCAACCUAGACGACAUCAGGAAACUGGACCGGUUCAAGGAGCCCCCAGCCUACGGCCCGAUGUGUGACCUGCUGUGGUCCGACCCGCUGGAGGACUUUGGCAACGAGAAGAACCAGGAGCACUUCACCCACAACACGGUGCGGGGCUGCUCCUACUUCUACAGCUACCCGGCAGUCUGUGACUUCCUACAACACAACAACUUAUUGUCCGUCAUUCGCGCACAUGAGGCACAGGAUGCGGGGUACCGCAUGUACAGAAAGAGCCAGACCACCGGCUUCCCCUCAUUAAUCACCAUCUUCUCCGCGCCCAACUACCUAGACGUUUACAACAACAAAGCGGCGGUCCUGAAGUACGAGAACAACGUGAUGAACAUCCGGCAGUUCAACUGCUCCCCCCACCCCUACUGGCUGCCCAACUUCAUGGACGUCUUUACCUGGUCCCUACCCUUCGUGGGCGAGAAGGUCACUGAGAUGCUGGUAAACGUUCUCAGCAUCUGCUCCAGCGACGAGCUCACCACCGACGAGGAGCUGGACGGACAGCUAAUAUAUGCCCCAAAGAAAGUUGCCACAGCCUCCGCCCGUAAGGAGGUCAUCCGCAACAAGAUCCGCGCCAUCGGGAAGAUGGCGCGCGUGUUCUCUGUGCUCAGGGAGGAGAGCGAGAGCGUGCUGACCCUGAAGGGGCUGACCCCCACGGGCAUGCUGCCCAGUGGGGUGCUCUCCGGGGGCAAGGAGAAGCUGCAGAACGAAACCGCAGCUACUAUAGAGGCUAUAGAGGCGGACGAAGCGAUCAAGGGCUUCUCACCGCAGCACAAGAUCACGAGCUUCGAGGAGGCCAAGGGGCUGGACCGCAUCAACGAGCGCAUGCCGCCGCGCCGCGACACGCUGCCGUCGGACGCAAGCCUCAACGAGCUCAACAAGGCGCUGUCCUCGGAGACCAACGGCACGGACGACACGGGAGACUCCGGUGGAGGGGGAGACGGGGGCGGAGGCGAGGGCGGCGGUGGUGGUGGUGGUGGUGGUGGUGGUGGUGGGGGAGACGUCGUCGAUGGCGCCGAAGGCGAGGGAGUUGCAAACAGCCAGUGAAGCGGGAGGAGGGAGGGGUCCCCCGAGAACGCCACGACCCAAUCCCCCCCCCCCCCCCCCCUCAUCCCCCACCCGCCCCCCCAAAGGGCCAUCCCCGCAUUGAAGCCCCUUUUAUCUGACCCCCCACCCCACCCCGCAGGGCAGAGACAGGCAGAGUGGGGGUGAGGGGUGUGGAGACUGUGGGGACAGGGGGGGGGGGGGGGUUAAAGUUUGUCUGUGGGAAGGGGGGGGGGGGGGGGGAGCUUGUUGUGCUCACAUCUCACUUUGCUCGUUUUUCAUUUUUUUUGUUUCGUUUUUUUACAUGCCUUUUUGAAACAUUAGUUCCUUGUCAAUUCUAAGUUAUUGCUGGUUCACGGCUCAGUGCAGUCAGGGGCCCCGAGCUCAGCGCUGUCAGGGGCCCGAGCAAAGCGCUACAUGUCUUUAUUAGCUCAGUGCUAACUUAAGACAGUGUGUCAGAGGGGGAGAGGAGCCUAUGGGGGGGAUUAGAUCUGUUUGUGUUUGUGUUUGUGAUUCUUUUCUCCGAGAGACCCCUUCUCAUUUACACCGAAACACUUGGAAAACAUGUUUAACUUCUUACUAACUAUCGUACGUUUACAAAAAUACAGCACUAAGAAAGGACAGACGUGAGAUGUUUUUAAACAUAUAAGGGUGUACAAACUAAAUAAGGACUAUUUAUUGAUGAUUUCCUUUUUGCUACUCGUAUAAAAUAGCUCUGAGAUGAAUUAGGCAGUCUUAAAAAGAAGAAUGUUGCAACAUUGUUGAAAUGCCAAAUACUAGAUUGUCUAUGGUUUUGUACAGAUUAUGCUUACCUCAGGUUCUUUGGUGUGUGCUAUGACCUGAAUUGUCUGUAUAAUGGCUAAUUAACUUGGUAAUGAAUACCUAUUUUCUUGAGUUUCAUAACUGGAAUUUACAUUUUACCUAUCAUUUGCAAAUAUUUGUAUUAUUUGUCUUUAUUUGAGAGAGGUGGGGGGGGGGAGUAGAUUUAUCGUGGCUUGCUGGAAUUAUGGAUUGUUUAUUUUAUCUUUAUAAGUAUUGCGAACAAAGUAAAAAAAAAAAAAAAAAACAGAGAACCUAUAUUAUGUAUAAAAAAAAAUACAAUACAGUGUCUGCCUAUGCAUGUUUUUUAAAAUCGGAUAACGAAGUGGGAUGUCUGGUUUCCAUGGCUGCUGAGGCCUAUUUUCAAAUAUACCGCGCUUUAGUGAACAUGUACUGGAAUCCUAUACCUGCAUCCUCUCAAUACACACAGUGAUGCCCUACGCCUUCAACUGGUUUUGUAUUGAAGCAUUUAACUACGAAAUGGAUGAGAACGAUUUUUAAUCUCUUGCGCGCUUGUUAGUGCACACACAGUCCAAUUAAGCAUGUUUGACGGUUCUUGUGAGGUGUGUGUGUGUGUCUGUGUGUGCGUGUGCGUGUGGUGACAUACAUGUGGAAUUCAAAAAUGCAUGAUAGCAGUUAGUCAUGUAAUGGGUUAAUCCGUUUUUGUUCCGUUUUUGUAAAUGUGCCACAGAAAGUGAAAAAUUAUUAUUAUUAUUUCAAACUCUGCUUUGUAUAUGAGUAACAGGUUUGAUACUGCUCAGUACUUUAAGACGAAACAAAAAAAAUCUUCUAAUCUUUUUUAAGGACUGCUUAAGUGCCCAAGUAAUUCACUACACGACAGGACGCCUUGCUUUUGUAAUUAAACCUUUAAAACUGUUGGCAGACGAGGCAUGCACUUGCAACUAUGAAAAGUAUUUUAUAUAAAUGUUCAAUAAAAUGUGCAUGAAUUUAAA
Molecule: messenger RNA, 3412 nt
Organism: Gadus morhua (Atlantic cod)
Lineage: Eukaryota; Metazoa; Chordata; Actinopteri; Gadiformes; Gadidae
Product: serine/threonine-protein phosphatase 2B catalytic subunit alpha isoform
Biological process (GO): calcineurin-mediated signaling
Molecular function (GO): calmodulin-dependent protein phosphatase activity
Source: RefSeq, a predicted model, not a curated record